AAAAACUUUUCACACUCACCUCAUCUCAGCAGAACAGUGACUACAGAGCCAAAACUGAGAGCGCCAUGCGGAGACGUCAUCUCAUAAUAGGAUUUCUGCUCAUUGUACUGGUUGCACUUGCUUUGUUCUUGGGACUUUUUUUUGGAUUGCGUUCGAAACCUGGGGAGACUACCCUGAGUGCACAGAUCUAUGGGACAGCAGCUGUAGCUACAGAUGCUGGAAAAUGUUCUGAGAUUGGAAGGGAUGUUCUUAAAGAUGGUGGAACAGCAGUCGAUGCAGCUAUUGCUUCUUUGGUGUGCGUUGGACUCGUAAAUGCUCACAGCAUGGGAAUUGGAGGAGGGGCAAUUCUUACUAUAUAUAAUUCUGCAACAGGAAAAGCUGAAAUAAUAAAUGCUCGAGAGACAGCACCAUCGAAUGCCAGUGAGGGGAUGUUUGGGAAUAGCACUGUGCUGUCACAAAAAGGUGGAUUGUCCAUAGCAGUACCAGGAGAGAUCCGAGGAUACAAGGUAGCACAUGAGCGACAUGGCAAGUUGCCAUGGAAACGCUUGUUUGAGCCAAGCAUUAAAUUGGCAAAAGAAGGAUUUCCAGUUGGCCUAGGCUUGUCUCAGGGCCUAUCUUCUGCCAAAGAUGAUAUUGAGUCGGACAAGUCACUAUGUGAAAUAUUCUGUAACGCACAGGGGAAGGUAUUGGAGAAAGGAGAUAUUGUGAAGAUGCCUAAACUGGCAGGAACACUACAAGUCCUGGCGGAUAAUCCCGAGGCUUUUUACAGCGGUCAAUUAGCCACACAAAUUGUCAAAGACGUUCAACAAGCAGGUGGAAUCAUUACAGAAGACGAUCUGAAGAAUUAUAAAGUUGAAAUUAGCGAGAAUCCACUUCGGUAUCAACUCGGUGACUUUACCCUAAUCAGUCCUAGGGCUCCCCUGAGUGGUCCUGUCCUUGGCCUUAUUCUUAACAUACUGAAGGGUUUUAGUUUUACAAGUGCAAGUGUAAAACCAGAAUCUCUGGGACUGACCUACCACCGCAUUGUAGAAGCUUUCCGCUUUGCUUAUGCUAAGAGAACUUUACUAGGAGAUCCGAACUUUGUCAAUCUAACAGAG
Molecule: messenger RNA, 1097 nt
Organism: Nanorana parkeri
Lineage: Eukaryota; Metazoa; Chordata; Amphibia; Anura; Dicroglossidae
Product: gamma-glutamyltranspeptidase 1-like
Exons: 8
Biological process (GO): regulation of inflammatory response; regulation of immune system process; glutathione catabolic process
Cellular component (GO): plasma membrane
Molecular function (GO): glutathione gamma-glutamate hydrolase
Source: RefSeq, a predicted model, not a curated record